Molecule: messenger RNA, 5163 nt
Organism: Branchiostoma belcheri (Belcher's lancelet)
Lineage: Eukaryota; Metazoa; Chordata; Leptocardii; Amphioxiformes; Branchiostomatidae
Product: condensin-2 complex subunit D3-like
Exons: 28
Coding region: 110-4690 (1526 amino acids)
Biological process (GO): mitotic chromosome condensation; meiotic chromosome condensation
Cellular component (GO): condensed chromosome, centromeric region
Molecular function (GO): histone binding
Source: RefSeq, a predicted model, not a curated record
CAUCACUGUAGACCGGCGGUACAACGAGCACCUUCUCCGCGCCACCCAGCUCCUGACACGAUACUCCAACCAGGAAAACGCAGAACAUGGCGGACAGGACUUCUGGAGCAUGCUGAGUGACCAUGACCUCUCCUAUCGUAACAUCAUCGCCCUGGCCUUCUACUGUAUUUAUACAGGUCAACAGAGAGUAGCCAGUGCAGUGGAAAAGGAGGCAGCCUGUCUGGCCACAAGUCUGUACUUCAACCUGUUACAGGUGCCAGGUAGUGGUGCAUAUGGUACAUUCCAUGCUGUGUUGUUUGAGAAGGCCAUGAAUGUACUGAAGCAGUGGCCCCAGUCUGGAGGGAACAAACGCAAACAUAGGAACGACGGCGCAGAGGCAGGGAAGAAACCAUCCAAGGCUCCCAGGAGGGGGGGUCAGGCCCAGGGCAGGGAGGAGGACAUGGAGCAGGAGGGAGACAGAGAUGGGGAGAACGAGGAUGAGGAUGACAGUGAUGGGGAGGAGGUGGUCCUGUCAGCGCAGGAGACGGCCAGAGUCAAACAGCUGCUGAUUGGCUGUCUGAAGGACCUGAUCCGCCUCCUCAACUGUGGACACUUCUCACUCAAGGAGCGCCAGGAGACUACCCAGCAUGCACUGGAGACCCUGGUGUCCCUGACCAGAGUAGAGCUGACCCAUGAGGACCUGACCUACAGUACCAAUGUGACCCUGGCCCAUGUGUCGUCCCUCACACAGCUGGCUUAUAUGGCUCUCAGUAUUCUCUCCAGCGGAGCACACGGAGAGGUUGUUACUGUAGUGACCAGGUUGUUCCGUCAGCUGCUGCCCAGUGUGCUGAUGAUGGGGGAGGGGGGCAGUGUGGCUGCCAGCGCUAUCCCACAGGCCCUGCAAGUCAUCAGUUCACAGGCUGUAGGCUAUGCCUGUCACCUGGCGAGGCAGGGUGGUGAGACAGUACUGCCUGUGUACCGGAUACUCCUGCAACACUCCUGCUACAGGGUACCUGACAAGGCUGAAUACAGAACACGGGUGUCCCAGAGCGUGGUGAAAAUGUUACAGGUCCUGCCCACGCCAGCAUAUGCCAGCUUCCUGAAAUGGCUUUAUGGAUUUUCCAGGUCGGACAAGACCGGCCACCGUAUAAUUGGCCUGGACAUGGCGGUCGCCUUGCUUGGGGAGCCGGAGCGUGAGAUAGAAGAUAACGUCCAGGAUGACCACCUCAUCUUUCUCACCCGCAUGUUUCUGUUGGAGAAGAUGAUCAUUGCCAGGUGCUCAGAUGUAGCGGCCAAUGUCCGUGGGCGCGCCCUGAGCUGCCUGUCCCAGUGUAUCUCCUCAGACAACCCCAGCAUCGUGCUGCUGUUCCAGGAGUUCCUGGCCUCGUCCCUCACCAAAACACCCGGGACUCAGCGAUCCAACACUCCACUCAUGGGGAGUUCAACUCCACUGACCCCCUUAGGGUUGACCCCCUCCCCUGGUGCCAGGACCCCCCAGGGGGAGUCCCCUGCCCCUAGGGAUGUGUCCUUUGGGAGAAACGUAGCCGGCGGGACCUUGUUUUCCAUGCUGGGGGAGCGACUCAAUGAUGAGAAAGUUGGAGUACGAAAGGCAGCUCUUCAGGCGUUUGAAAGCCUGGUGUCGAUCAGUCCGACCCCUCCAUCGGUGAAGGAGGUUGAGACGAUCUACAAGCGCUGCAUGGACGUGUCGCUGUCAGUACGGAAGCAGGCGCUGCAGUCGCUCACCACGGUACUGCACAAGAACCCCGCCCUCCCGCAUGUCCACAAACUCUGGCUGGAGGGGGUGGUGCCCGCCGUCCUGGACAGGGAGACUUCCUGCUCCGAGAAAAGUCUGGAGCUGCUUGAGGACACCAUCCUGGAACAGAUUGAGGACGUCAGAAAAUCCCAGAACGAAAACUGUGACCUUGCCUGGAACUUGCUCAAGGUCAUAGCUGGUAUUGAGGGGCAGGAGUUGAGACGUUACCUGGGGAAGGCCUGUAACAUCUGGUCCCGUCAGGGGAAGCUGACCCCCAGGCUUGUGAAGGCUCUCAGCACUCAUGUCAGCUCUGACCAUACAGAGGCUGCUUGGAUGAUGCUAGCUUUGGUUGCCAAGUACUGCCCCAAGAUGGACUACUCCAUGGUGCUGGACAACUGGCAGGGUUACCGUGACGGGCGCGGUGUCUUCAGCAAGGACACGGUGUCCUCCAUACUACAGGUCAUGGGCAGCAUAGCAGGCAACAUCCCCAAGGACAGAAUCAACGAAAUCAUGGCUGACUUGAAGAAACUGCUCCGAGCAUACGCCUGUGAUCCUGUCAUGAUCAAGGACCUGGUCCUGACCUUGGAGAAACUGACUAAGGGCUGCUCUAAGGACGCAGAGGAGGCCAAGGUCAUGAUAGAUGAGUGGGCCACUGAACUCCUGAAACGCUCCGAGGAUUACCUGUCUAGCCUGGUGCUGAAUGAGGAGCUGAACACUGCUAACUUGGACGUCAUGGCAGUCGUCCGCCACUUAUUCACGGUGGGCGAGGUUGCACAACUGUGUCCCGCCAAGACAUCCAAACGGAUCAUCCUGAUGGUACAGUCCUUCCUAGUGGACAACACCAAACUGGACGAGCUGCCCAGCAGCCAGGGCACACAGCUGUCUCAGAUCCCUGCCAACCAGGGCACACAGCUGUCUCAGAUCCCUGCCAGCCAGGGCACACAGCUGUCUCAGAUCCCGCUGUCACAGCUACAGGGUCCCGCUGUACCACCUACAAUCAGGGCACAUGCCAUCCUCACCAUCGGAAAGCUGUGUUUACAACACGACGACGUGGCCAAGAAGUGCGUGCCCUUCCUGGCACACGAGCUGGAGACGUCCCCGCACAUCCCCAUCCGCAACAACGUGAUGGUGAUCCUGUGUGACCUCAUCAAGCUGUACUCCACGUACAUCGACCACCACAUCCCUGCCAUCGCCGCGUGCCUGAAGGACGAGAGCCCUCUCAUCCGCAACCAGACCCUCAUCAUGCUCACUCAACUGCUGCAGGAGGACUUCAUGAAGUGGAAGGGCACACUGUUCUUCAGGUUCGUCAGUGUGCUGGUGGACCCAGAUGAAGAUACCCGCAAAAUGGCCGAGUUCUGUCUGGUGCAUCUCUUGUCUGAAAGGCAGCCUGGUAUGUACUUCAACAACUUUGUGCAGUGUGUGUACCACCUGAACUCCUACCAGCACCAUCCCGUCUACAACAAGUUCAGCGAGUCGGAGCGUGAGAGAAAGAUGUUCUCGCUGGCCGGCGAGGCCAACCGGGAGAAGCGCCGGACGAUCUACCGCUUCCUGUUGGAGCACAUGAGCGACGAAAACCGCUUCAACCUCAUCGGGAAGCUCUGUUCCGAGGUGCUGGAGGGUUUUGUGGACAGUGUUCUGCCCCUGAAUGCGGAGACCAGUCAGAUCCUGCAGGACACCCUGGCCAUCCUGUCCUGUAAGGAGAUCAAACUGGCCUCCCUCAAGGCCAACGCUGAGGAAGACGCCCUGAACGAGGGGGACGCAGCAGGGGCGGCCUUCCACAGGGCCACCAACAAGUUCCUCACACAGGUGGUGAAGAAGAACAUGAUAGAGAACAUCGUGCCAAUCAUCAUCGCUCUGAAGCACCAGCUGGAGGCCAAACGCUCGCCACUUCUCCGUAACCUCAUGGUCUACCUCAAGGAGGUCAUGAAAGACUACCGCAAUGAAGUCAAAGAUAUCAUGGCGGCCGAUAAACAGCUGGCGAGUGAGAUUGAGUUUGACCUACGGCGCUUCGACGAGCAGCAGCGGGAACAGGAGGAGGAGCGACAGCGCCUGAAAUCUGCGGCGACUCCCGCCUCUGCAGGAGUUCCCACUCCAUCUGCCCCUGGAAGUGGAGCAGGCGCUCCAGGCACCCCGCCCAGACGUCCUGGUCAGGUUGGAAGUCCCCACGAGCAGGCUGCCCUCCCCCGAACACCAGCUGCUGCCCUGGGCUCCAGACACCUGAACGUGCUGGCAGUCAUCAACUCCGCCAGGAAGAACAUGUCCGCCCGCAGGGCCCAGCGUGCCGGCGAUCAGCCCCAGGGUGGGGAGGCCUCAGAACCUGCUGACCAACCUCAGCAACCUGAUACCCAGCAGCCUUUGCAACUGCCUAACACUGACACCCCACCUGUUACCCAUGAACCUUUGCAGCCACUUAACCUCGAUACCUCACCCACCCCUGCAGGCACCCCCGGCAAACCCUCGUCUCCCAAACCUCCGACCCCCGCCCGCCCCGGGGAGCUCUCCCCCCUCCCUCCCCCUCCACGGCCCCGCACCCCCCUGAGAUCUGUAGGGUUCCUGACCCCUGAGAGGACCAGGCAGCCGUGUCGAGCCAUCAGUACACCAGACAACACCAUACAGGAUAUCACCUUCCAGGUUCCAUUUGACGUCAGCGCCAUUACGCCAAUUGUGCCCAAUGGCACAACUCGCAGGGUCCCGUCCACGUCGGAGCGCAGUCCCAGUCUUAACAUGGCAGCCGACGCAGAGGAGCCCGAGGUGACAGAGAAGAUGGCGGUCAUCUGUCUGAAGCACCCGGAGGCCACAGAAAAACCCGUGGAGUGGAAGGUUGUGACCCCGAACAAGUCGAGACAGCGAACCCGCAGUCGUCCUCAGAGCGGCAGCUCAUCAGAGGCCGAGAACCAGCCGGGGGGUGCCACAAGGAGAAGUGCUCGGACCAGGACACCCAGAACACCCAACAAAUAAGUCUGGUCUAUAUCACUUGGUUACAAGGAUCUCUUUGGAAAUACAUACAGCAUGGAACUAAUAUAACUUGAGUCCAAAUCUGACAUGAAGUUGUGUUCCUUUCUAAAGAAUAAUUCAAGUUUCAUUAUUUUGUGUAGGUACAACAGUGUAUUUUUCGCCAUGAAGAAUUUUUUAUAUCCUUUCUGAGGUAUUUAGUAAAUGACUAUACUUACAUAUGUACUACUUAUACUGUCACUGACUUUUAUUAGAAGUGACUUUAUUAUUGGCUUGAUCUAUUCUUACACUAAAUGUAUUAGAAAAACUGAUAACUUGUAUGGUAACAUUUGCGGGCAUGACUCACAUAAAGGUGAGUUUGUCAAAGUUAAGUAUCACAUUGAAACAUAGAGUGAUGUGUGGUCAACAAAGCUAUGAAACUUGGAAAAAAUCCCAAUGUGUGAACCUAAAUUUAUAUGAGAAUAAACUUUUGAAUUGCA